AUGGCACGCGGUUCUCAGAACGGCGUGCCCCGAAUGAACUGUCACCCUCAAUACUAUCUUAAAGAUGGUAAUAUCACCUUCCACGUUGAAGGGACUCUAUUUCGUGUCCACCGACACUUCUUCGAACGCGAGUCGCAAUUCUUCUUGCAGGAAUUUGCAAAGGCUCCUCAGGGGGGAACUACUGAUACUAACGCGCUUCGACUCGAUGAAGUCACCGCCGCCGAUUUUACGAAAUUUUUAUGGGUCUGGUAUAGUCCACGCGGAAGCCUGAGUGAACCAAAAGAGCAUUGGCUCACCAUACUGGAGCUCUCGACAAGGUGGCAAUUCCUAGAUAUGCAGAAGCUCGCCAUCGAUGAGCUCGAGAAGCUCGACAUAGAACCCAUUGAGAAAAUCACUACGUACGACAAACACAAGAUCGAUAAAUUGCUUCUCUUGCCUGCAUACAAGCUUCUGUGCAAGCGGACGAGCCGAAUAACCUAUGAGGAGGGUGAGCAACUUAAGAUACCCACCCUCCUCAGGAUAUUCGAGGCUCGUGAGCGUGCGAGGAGCGCAGCGGAGGGCAGGCGCGCUGGCCUGACCUCCGCUGAUGCAGACGACGAGUUGGAGAGGAUUUUAAUCGAGGUGUUCGAACUCAACAGUCAUGCUACUAAUCAACAGGGCGCGCAGUCGCAGACAAAAUCAGACCCAACUUCGAAGCCGAAUGUGAAUGGAGCCGCCAAUGGCCAUAGGCCCUCCGGAUCAGGUUCCGUGAGUGAAAAAAUUUGCUCGAGACCGUAUGCCGUGGGGCUGAUUGUCAAAUAG
Suillus discolor is the source of this 801-nucleotide messenger RNA. RefSeq lists its product as uncharacterized. Bases 1 to 801 code for a protein of 266 amino acids. NCBI's taxonomy places the organism in Eukaryota, Fungi, Basidiomycota, Agaricomycetes, Boletales, Suillaceae. The record is from RefSeq and is a predicted model, not a curated record. Gene Ontology annotation, molecular function: protein binding. The transcript is spliced from 3 exons.